UAUGGAGUACUGGAACAUUUGUUUAAGGAUGCAGAUAACAUGGCACAGUGGAGUUUGAUACCGAGGAAUAAUGCAGCAUCACAGUUUCCAUCGGAUUUCGCGCUGAUAUCGCUCACUACGACAUCGGCAUCCGCCUCAAAAGAGCUGGACAUGCUGCAGCGCAACACAGAUAUAGUUCGCUCGGUUUUCCCCGAGCGCAAGAUACUCGACCCGCUGAAAGGCUGGAAGAUGGAAGACGACCUGGAAGAAGAUGAUGGCACCACAUACUCUGACGACGAGUCGGCGAGCGACGAGCAAGAUAGCGAAGUCAAGGUUAGCUUUGGCAAGCGCUCGCCCCAGGGCAGGUUCCACGAUGUGAUACCCGACCUGAUAGAGACCAACGUCGACGAGAGCAUGUACGAGCGUAGCAAGCAGGAGAAGCAGCGACCGACGGUGGGACGUCGUCUGCAGUCGGCCAAGCUGCAGGUGACCGACAUGCUGAACGCCCAUGUGCUCUGGGAGAAUGGCUUCACGGGCAAGGGCACCAAGGUGGCCGUGUUUGACACGGGCCUUCAUCAGGACCACAAACACUUUAGAAACGUCAAAGAGGUUCAAGACUACACCAACGAGAAGAUAUAUAAUGACGAGCUUGGCCAUGGCACGUUUGUCACGGGUGUCAUUGCCAGUGACCACGAGGGAUGUCCUGGCUUCGCGCCCGACGCCUCACUCUACAUCUUCCGUGUAUUUACCUCAAAGAAGCUCUCCUACACAUCAUGGUUCUUGGAUGCCUUCAACUACGCCAUCCACAUUGGCAUCGAUGUUCUCAAUCUGAGCAUAGGUGGCCACGACUUUAUGGAUCGUCCAUUCAUCGAAAAGGUCUGGGAGAUGAGUGCCAACAACAUCAUUGUCGUCUCUGCCAUCGGAAAUGAUGGUCCACUUUAUGGAACUCUGAGCAACCCAGCUGAUCAAUCAGAUGUCAUUGGAGUGGGCUCAAUUGAUUCGUCGGAGAAGAUCGCUCACUUCUCAUCGAGAGGAAUGACAACUUGGGAGAUACCCGAUGGUUAUGGCAGAGUUAAGCCAGACCUGGUCACUUAUGGAUCCAGCGUGCUGGGUUCAAUGACACCAAACACAUUCGCCAGUGGCAGCACUGAGUGUCGUACUCUGUCCGGCACCAGUGUCUCGUCGCCAGUGGUGGCCGGCGCAGUCGCCUUGCUGCUGAGCAGCGUGCCACACGACCGCCGUAGCAUCAUCAAUCCCGCUUCGAUCAAGCAAGUGCUGCUCGAGUCUGCCAAGCCCAUUGACGAUGCAAACAUCUUUGAACAGGGCCAUGGCCGUCUGGACCUGAUCGAGGCUUUCAAGGCCAUGCAGAGAUACACACCCAGGGUGUCCUUCUCGCCAUCGUCCAUUGACUUUACCAACUGCCCAUACUUCUGGCCAUACUGCACACAACCACUGUAUUAUAGCGGACUGCCUGCCAUCGUUAACGUGACGAUAUUCAAUGGCAUGGGCGUGUCGGGCCAGAUUGUCGCACCACCCGCUUGGAUCCCCGUCAAGAAUGGCAACCUGUUGCACAUGGAGUUCAGUUAUCAAGAGAUGCUCUGGCCGUGGACCGGCCAUCUAGGCGUGCACAUCAGCGUCAAGAAGGAGGCGGCUAUCUUUGAUGGCAUUGCCGAGGGCUUCAUUCAGGUGAACAUCACAUCACCACCACAGAACAGUGAGACCAAGCCACGUUUCCAAUCACUGAUGCUGCCAGUCAAGGUGCACAUCAUACCCACGCCACCAAGACACAAGCGCAUCCUCUGGGACCAGUUCCACAACCUCCGCUACCCAUCUGGCUUCUUGCCCAAGGACACUUUCGAGACCAAGGACGAGCCAUUCGACUGGAACGGAGACCACCCUCACACCAACUUCCGCGGCAUGUACCAAAUGCUGCGUAGCCGUGGCUACUACCUGGAGAUCCUGGGCUCGCCACUCACCUGUUUCGACUCGCAAAACUAUGGCGCACUGCUCAUUGUCGACCCCGAAGAAGAGUUCUUCCCGGCCGAGAUCAAGAAGAUCGAGGAGGACGUGCGCAACAAGGGACUCAAUCUCAUCGUAUUUGCCGACUGGUAUAACGGCGACAUGAUGGAGAAGUUCAAAUUCUACGACGACAACACCGAGCGCCACUGGACGCCGGCCACAGGUGGCGCCAACAUACCCGCGCUCAACGACUUUUUGUCCAACUUUGGCAUCUUCCUUGGCGACACUGUGUACAACGGCGACUUUACCAUUGGCAACCGAUCGUCCAUCUUUGCGUCGGGCACAUCAAUCAUUGGCUUCCCCAGGGGUGGCAUGUUCUACUCUGCCGAGUUGACCGACCUGAACAGACAGGUGCUGAUGCGUCGCACGGCCACUCAAAAGGUACCCAUCCUCGGCUUCUACCAGACAUUGUCAAUGGAGCAUGAGUCCAGCUCGAGCAGUGGCGAUGUGCAGGCGCCAGGCAAGGUCGUGGUCUUUGGAGACUCGACCUGUCUCGACGACGUCCGCAACAAGAUUGGCCAAGUGCCCAGAGACGACGACUGCUUCUGGCUGUUGGACGACAUUCUUCAGGUGACACAAGAGGGCCACAAUGUACACAGACUGUUCCCAGGCAUCUCGACGCUGGGCGCUCCUCUACUACCCCGCUACGACAAGAAGGACAGAUACAAGUAUGACCUGCCCGUCAGAGCCAAAGAGGCCGAGCUCGCCAAGAUAUCGCGAGUGGUCAAGGCUGUUGCCCCACUUGACACCUGUCCCCUACACAUCCAUCGCAUGGAGUCUGAGCGCUACACCUGGGAGGGUUUCUACAAGUAUGAGAAUAUCACGUGGAAGGACCGUCAUCGCGUGUUGCCCAACGUCCAAGUGCUCGUACUCAGCUCGGAUCAAGACGACUCGACCAUGCGCUCCAGUUUCUUCUUCCCCUAUGUGAUGAUCAUCAUGGUGCUGUUUGUUCUUAUCGUCAAAUGGACCUACCAGAAGAAGCAAACCAAGCCUCUAUCCCUUAAGUCAAGUACCGAGGCUGCU
Molecule: messenger RNA, 3021 nt
Organism: Acytostelium subglobosum LB1
Lineage: Eukaryota; Evosea; Eumycetozoa; Acytosteliales; Acytosteliaceae
Exons: 3
Biological process (GO): proteolysis
Cellular component (GO): Golgi apparatus
Molecular function (GO): serine-type endopeptidase activity
Source: RefSeq, a predicted model, not a curated record